CGGACCAACCACACCUCUCUACUCUGUACUCUAUAACUUAAUAAAUCUAGUACUUGUCCCUCUUCACAGAUUUACUCUUUGACGUCCUUCUACACUCCCUGCCUUGCCUUUUUCUGGCUCCCUCCUCUGCCAAAACUAAGGAAAAGAAAACCAGCUAGCUGCAUCAUUAAUUCCCACCCUCUUCACCCUCUCUUGUGCUGCUGCUGCUGCUGCUGCUUCUUCUUCUUCUUCUUUGUUUUGUAUGUGAAAUAUUACAAGGCCAAUGGGUUGCUUUUAUUCUCGAACCAUCCACCUUCCCUCCCCCGACGACCUCUCUAAGCUUCACUCAGAAAAUGGGGAUGAGGGUGGUCAAGUCCAACAAGUGCCAGCAUUCAAAGAAUAUAGUUUGAGCGAGCUAAGAAAGGCCACAAAUGGGUUUUGCACAGAUUUUAUCGUCUCUGAGAGUGGUGAGAAAGCGCCUAAUGUUGUUUAUAGGGGUAUUCUUGACAACAAUCAUUUGGUGGCUGUUAAAAGGUUCUCUAAACUGGCAUGGCCUGAUGCUCAACAGUUUGUGGUGGAAGCGGCAGGGGUGGGGAAGUUGAGGCACAGGAGACUGGUAAAUCUGAUUGGUUGCUGUAAUGAAGGUGAUGAAAGAUUGUUGGUAGCGGAGUACAUGCCCAAUGAUACCCUUUCCAAGCACCUCUUCCACUGGGACAAGCAGCCACUGGCAUGGGAAAUGCGCGUUAGAGUUGCCCAUUACAUUGCACAAGCACUUGAUUAUUGUAAUACAGAGAACCGGAAGAUCUAUCAUGAUUUGAAUGCAUACAGAAUUCUUUUUGAUGAGGAUGGUGACCCAUGUUUGUCGAGUUUUGGCCUUAUGAAAAAUAGUAGAGAUGGAAAAAGCUACAGUACAAAUUUGGCUUACACUCCACCUGAGUUCUUGCGGACAGGCAGAGUCAUUCCAGAGAGCGUGAUCUACAGUUAUGGAACUGUUCUAUUGGAUCUUUUGAGUGGAAAGCACAUUCCUCCUAGCCGUGCCCUAGACAUAAUAAGGGGAAAAAAUGUGCUGAUGUUGAUGGAUUCAUCGUUGGAGGGGCAGUAUGCCAGCGAUGAUGCUACUAAUUUGGUGGAACUUGCUUCAAAAUGUCUUCAAUCUGAGGCUAGGGAUCGGCCUGAUCCCAAGUUUCUCCUUGCAGCAGUUGCACCACUUCAAAAACAGAAAGAGGUUGCAUCUUACAUUCUCAUGGGCUUGUCUAAAGAUACAGUUACUCUGCCAGCCAUUCUUUCUCCGAUUGGGAAGGCUUGUGCCAGGAUGGAUCUUACUGCUGUACAUGAUAUUUUGCUUAAAACUGGUUACAAAGAUGAAGAGGGCGCAGAAAAUGAGCUUUCAUUUCAAGAAUGGACACAGCAAGUGCAAGAUAUAUUGAACACCAAGAAGUUCGGGGAUAUUGCAUUCAGGGACAGUGAUUUCAAGAAUGCAAUUGAAUAUUAUUCAAAGUUGGUAAAUCUGAUGUCAAUUCCUUCUGCAACUGUCUUUGCAAGGAGAGCCUUCUCCUGCUUGAUGAAUGGCCAAGCAGAACUCGCACUGAGGGAUGCCAUGCAGGCUCAAGUGUGCAUACCAGAGUGGCCAACUGCAUUCUACUUGCAGGCUCUUGCACUCUCAAAGCUUGGAAUGGAAACUGAUGCUAAAGACAUGCUUAAUGAUGGGGCAGUCCUCGAAGUGAAGUGGCAGAGUAGAUACAAAUUUUAGACCUCAUGGUUAAAGGUCCCAAGUCUCUGUGAUAUCUGGUCUAUGCUACUGCUAUGUAAACAAUAACUAGAAUAGACAACGAGUAACACUUAGGAGAAAUGUACUGUGGUAUUUGUGUUCGUGAAUUCUAUCGAAUACUGUGCAGUUACUGGUUUCGCACAACACAAUCCCAUAACAUAAUGCUUAAACUGUACUGAGUUGAUUUAUAAAGCAUGGUACAAUCCCAUAACAUAAUGCUUAAACUGUACUGAGUUGAUUUAUAAAGCAUGGUAAGUUGUCAAUGGA
Messenger RNA from Populus nigra (black poplar), 2014 nucleotides. Its product is annotated as serine/threonine-protein kinase BSK2-like. Gene Ontology annotation, biological process: brassinosteroid mediated signaling pathway; protein phosphorylation. The record is from RefSeq and is a predicted model, not a curated record. Bases 263 to 1729 code for a protein of 488 amino acids. The transcript has 10 exons. Gene Ontology annotation, molecular function: ATP binding; protein binding; protein kinase activity. Lineage: Eukaryota; Viridiplantae; Streptophyta; Magnoliopsida; Malpighiales; Salicaceae.